Molecule: messenger RNA, 1912 nt
Organism: Ipomoea nil (Japanese morning glory)
Lineage: Eukaryota; Viridiplantae; Streptophyta; Magnoliopsida; Solanales; Convolvulaceae
Product: F-box protein At5g49610-like
Exons: 2
Coding region: 69-1325 (418 amino acids)
Molecular function (GO): protein binding
Source: RefSeq, a predicted model, not a curated record
UUGGCAUCACCGAACAGAACAGAACAGAACAGAACGAAGCUAUCGAUCGCCUUAAGGACGCCAGGUUGAUGGAAUUCUCAGAUGUAUCCUCUGAGUUGUUGUUCAGUAAUCUGGGCGAGAACUUGGUAGUUGAAAUCCUGGCCAGGCUCCCCUGCAGAACAGCAAUCCGGUUGAAAUUGGUAUGCAAGACAUGGUGUUCUCUUAUUUCUUCUCAGUAUUUUAUUACUUUAUUCAAUCACCGCCGCCAUGACCCAUCCCUUCCGCCAAUUCUUCAUUCAUCGUCUGCCUGCAUUAUAUUCCAAUCUCAGAUUGACCCCUUUUCCCCGAUCGUUUGCGGUGGAUACCCCCACCCUGAUGCCAAUUUGUGCGGCUUCCGCAAGCUGGAUUUAAGUUUCCUUCCCUGUCCCGAUCCCCAACUCAGAAUUUAUUUGAAGGUUUCGUGUGCUGAUUUAAUUCUAUGCGCCCCCAUAUGCGUCCUCACCACCUUCCCCAAAUUCCUAUCCCUAUUCUAUGUCUGUAAUCUAGUAACCAAGCACUGGACUGCUCUUCCUCCUCCCCCCCAAUUCAAACUCAGUGAGAGGAAGAUGCCCAGAGCAAUGUCCUUUGGCUUACUUUGCGUUCCUGCGCCCUGUUCCCUUUGCACCACCCCUCAGCAAUCGCAAUGUGUAGACAAUUCUCGCUAUAAUUGUGUGGUGGUUCAAAUUUGUGUUUCCCCACCCGUUUCCAGGGGCAAAUACAGACUCCAACUCUUCUCGUCUCAGGAAUGGAAAACUCUUGUGAUCUCAUCACCAUGGCCCAUCAAAUCACUGUUUCUUCUCCGUUCUUCUGUCUUUCUUGUCCCCUAUAAAGGGAUGCUACAUAUGUUGCUUAGUGCGUAUAUUCUUGUGUAUGAUCCCUAUAAUUCUCCUGAAAAAAUUUCCCGUGCAAUUUAUAUGCCAACUGAUAUGGAAGCUGAGGGGUGUUGCGCCCAAACCCUUGGAGUAUUUGAGGAUCGUCUUCGUUUAACAUGCACUUCGGCUCUUCACUCAGAAAUCCCCAUAUAUUAUAUAUGGGAGCUGGAGAACUACGACAUGGGGAAGUGGAGUUUGGUGCGCAAGGUUUAUUUUAGAGGAGAUAUGUUUCUCUCCAACCUAGACCUUCUGCAUCCUAAUCUUGAUCCUAAAAUUAAAGACACAGGAUUUAACCACAUAGAUGGGAGUUAUUUUUAUUGGACCAAUUCUUCUGGGUGGUUCAUUGGUAAUGGAAUUAUUAAUUCAAUUACUCAUCAGUGGUGGCCAACACCAGUGCCACCACUAAUCCGCGGCUGCACAAUUCAAACAGCGUGAUGCUUCACCACCGACUUGCUUCGCGCCGAGUCCGCCUCAAAUUCCACAGUUCCUCUCCGUUGCCGACCCUCUCUGUGUGCGUUUCUCCAUGGUUGGCUCUUCCAUCAGGCAGUCAAAGUAUCGAAAGAGGAAUGCACUUUUUUUCCUUUCUGUUGGACAAGUUACCUUCUGAUGUUUAAGUGGUCUCAUCCUUGUAUGGUUAGUAAAUUGGUCAUAUUUGGUGCUGGAAGGUUUAUUAUAAUUGCACUGUCACUUCCAUCAUAUGCAGUUUAAGAUAUGCAUAAUAUGAUUCCAGUAAUGUAUGAAUAAUUUUGUCAUUCCAUUACAAUAGCAAUAGUGGUGUCUAUAGUUUGAGUCUUAAAGGGUAUUUGUUGUGGCAAUAUUCUACGUAGGCACAUAUAUGAAAAAUAUUAACUCUUUAUCACUUGGAUUUGGAGUAGGCUUGAGACAGUAAGUCUUGUCCGAAAGAUAUAUAAGGGUGGUUUUAAUAACAUCUUGUAUUCUCUGAAUCAAAUGUUGCACCUUUUUCCUGUCUCUACUGGUGAAAUUAGAUUCUCAUUGUGGAUUUUUAUUUUUCCUCAUUUUUU